CAAAUGAGCCGGGUGAAGUCUUCUCAGCGUGCGUGAGGAAACAAUGAAGUGACCGUGGAGCGCGUUUAGUAUUUUUGCUCGUAGCGGACCGGGAGACCAGGAGUGGAGACGCUCCUCUGGCUGAGCCCCCUCCCUCCUUUCCUCCCUCCUUUCCUCCCUCCCCCCCUACUCCCUCGGAUACGCUGGAGUUUCUCCUCGAAGGAGACGGAUUCAGCGGAGAAAGAGCGGAGCGGAACUUUGCGCACGAUGCAGGGGGGCCCGGCUGCUGACCUCCCCGCCUCCUCCCUGCAGUACCAGUGCGGAUCGGUGGACUUCCUGUGUUCUCCGCGGCUGGCGAAGAAAGGUCAGACUCCCAGACAAUGUCACGACAGGCCCGCCGUCAAGCCCCGGCCCCAGCCCUCCGCCUCGCCCAGACCGCCAACCGCACAGAAACCUCAAGUGCCCCCUAAACCGUCGCACCUGCUCGCCCUCGGGCAAGACAAGAAGCCCAAGAGGAUCCCCCCGCCGCCCUCCAGGCCGCUGCCGGCUCCCCCUCCUCCGCCCAAACCGAAGCCCGGACUCACCCCCCCCGGCCCGGGAGCACAGCCGCAGAAAGAGGCCCAGAAGGUGGGGCUGCUCAUCGAGAGGUUCGAGAACUCGAGGGUUCCCAUCCUGGGAGUGCUCCCACGGUCCCAGCUGCACUUGUGUCUGAGAAUGGAAACUGCGUCGGACGCCACUUCCCCCGGCGGCCAGGACCCCGCGGCCAAGGUCGCGGGAGGCCCCUCCCCCGGGGACAAACUUGCACUUGGCGCCUCCGAGCGGACUCACGAGGCGCCCGAGCUCUCCCGCCCGGCCUCCGCGCACGCCGACGGCUCGGAGGACGCCCCGCUGGACGACUGCGGCGUCGCGCGACACUCCGGCGGCGCGGAGCGGGCCGAAGGCUCCUCCCACGGGCUCCUGGACAACCCGGACUCCUCGGAGCAGAACGGCAAGAUCCCCAACCGGGACAGCGGCAUCGACAGCCCGUCCUGCGCCGCCGAGGGGGAGGUGUUCCCCAACGAGGACGCCAUCGACGAGGAGGACCAUUACGACAGCGUCACGGAGACGGAGAGCGUGUCCUGCUGCGUCGCCCUGGGCAACAAGCGGGACUCGACGCAGGACGAGGACAGCGACCUGGACGAGGGCAGCGGCGGAGACGUCCAGUCGCUGCCGGACGCGCAGGCCGGGGACCUGGCGGACGCACACUCGGAGGCGCACAGGUGCUCAGAGACUCAGAACCUGCUGAACAUCGCCAAAGAGCUCCUCCACACCGAAGAGGCCUACGUCAAGCGGCUCAACCUCCUCGACCAGGUAUUUUGCACUAAGCUCACAGAGACUGGAAUCCCUCAGGACGUGAUCACGGGCAUCUUCUCCAACAUCUCCUCCAUCUACUGCUUCCACGACAAGUUCCUGCUGCCCGAGCUCAAGACGCGCAUCACUGGGGAAUGGGACUCCAACCCUCGCAUCGGAGACAUCCUGCAGAAGCUGGCUCCCUUCAUGAAGAUGUACGGGGAAUACGUGAAGAACUUUGACCGGGCCAUGGACUUGGUCAACACGUGGACACAGCGGUCCUCUCAGUUCAAGAGCGUCGUCCAGAACAUACAGAAACAGGACGUGUGCGGGAACCUGACCUUGCAGCACCACAUGUUGGAGCCGGUCCAAAGGAUCCCUCGCUACGAGCUGUUGCUCAAGGACUACCUGAAGAAGCUGCCCGACGACGCUCUGGACCGGAAAGACGCAGAGAAGGCCGUGGAGCUCAUCUCUACUGCAGCGAACCACUCCAACGCAGCAAUCAGGAAAAUGGAGAAGAUGCACAAGCUGCUGGAGGUUUACGAGCGGCUCGGAGGAGAGGAGGACAUCGUUAACCCGGCCAACGAGCUCAUCAAAGAAGGUCACAUCAAGAAGAUGUCCGCCAAAAAUGGAACAGCACAAGACCGAUACCUCUACUUGUUCAACAACAUGGUGCUCUACUGCGUGCCUAAACUCCGGCUGAUGGGACAGAAGUUCAGCGUCCGAGAGAAGAUCGACAUCGCUGGAAUGGAGGUGCAGGAAAAUGUGAAGCAGAACCUUCCUCACACCUUCGCCAUCAUCGGCAAGCAGCGGUCGCUGGAGCUGCAAGCGAGGACCGCUGAGGAGAAAGAAGAUUGGAUUCAGGUCAUCCUGGCCACAAUCGAACGCCACAAACAAAACAGCGAAACCUUCAACAAGGCGUUCAACAGCUCCCUCUCCCGGGAAGACGACCAACACCCCCCCGAGUCACCGGGUCCCUGGUGCAACACGUCCAUCGACUCAGACGGCGAAAGGCUGCAUGAAAGGAAGAGUUCCAGGAAAAAGGAGAAGGAGAAACAAACGUGCAAAGGCUGCAACGAGAGCUUCAACUUCACCAAGCGCAAACACCACUGCAAGUCCUGCGGAGCGUCCAUCUGUGCAAAGUGUUCAAGGAACCUGGACAAGACGAGCCGCGUGUGCCCCGAGUGUUUCGAAGCCAGCGCCAGUCUGGAGGCUCUCGGCGAACAGAAAAGGAAAGCUGCGCCUGAGAGACAGGCGUCCCUGACGGGGGACAACUGCCUGCUCUGUGGCCAUCUUCAGCUGCAGGAGAAAGGGAAGAGCUGGUCCAAGAUGUGGGGGGCUGUCACCAAGGCUGAGCCGCUGGUUCUGUACCUGCAGAGCAGCGGGCAGGACUCCAGGGGCGCGAGGCAGGUGCCUCUGGCCGGGUUUGAAGUCAGCGCCGCGCCGCCGGCGCCGGCGGGGGGCGAGAAGCCGGAGGUCAGGCACGCGUUUUGCCUCAGUCACCACCAGCAGACUUUGCUCCUAAGUGCCCCCGACGCAGAACUUCAGGCCAAGUGGGUGGAGGUCCUCUCCAACGCCGCCGCCGCCGCUGGGGAAGCGCCCGCGGGCGCGCCGACCAGCGCGACCGAAAACAGGAAGAGCCAGUAGCGUCCAUGCAGGAGGCCCUUUGGACUCGCCCCCCCUCCUUCUCCCGUGUUUAUUGAGCACACAAUUACUUGAAUUCACUUUACCUUGGCACUUUUUUUUUUGGUAGUUUUUUUUUGUUUUGUUUUUCCUCUCCUUUUUGACAGGACCACUCAAUCCUCGCCACGCCACUCCAAUCUCCUCCCCGCGACCACACAGCCGCGUCUUCUGUCUUUGUCCCCGUCAAAAACGCGCGCCACCGAGCCGCCGGCGCCGCUCCGCGUGCUUGGGAUAUUUCAGUGUUUUGAAAACGGCGGAGAGGAAGAAAUGUUUUAUUUGUCAAAAAGAAAAAGUCCCUUGUACAUUAUGCGACUGUGUUGUGAAGCAUUAAAUCUUAUUUGUCUGUUUUUCCAUUUGCGUGAAAGUAUGUGCGUGCGUGUGUGUGUGUGUUUGUGUGCGAGUCCCCUUCCGUGUUUAUUAAGUAUUGAACGUUAGUGUAAGAAACCUGCGCCACCAACUCUGUUCAGUGGCACUUCCGUGGGUAUUGUACAGUAUGUGUACUAUAGUGCAAUGUAAGGAAAAAAAAGAUGUUUUAAAUUAAAAAGGCAAAGAGAUGUGUACCCUUGUGGCUGGCCACUUGAUGCUCACCCAUCGUCCCAUCUUGUCCGACUUCUCUCAUCCACAAAGGCCAAAAUGGCGUCCCGUCACAGAUCUGAUCCCCGACGUCUCCGCUCAUUCAGGAGAUCCAUCUGCCCCUCGGCGCCUCCACCUGUACAUGUGCUUAAUAAAGCCUUUCCAUUCA
Pungitius pungitius (ninespine stickleback) is the source of this 3733-nucleotide messenger RNA. It is a transcript of the gene fgd, whose product is annotated as faciogenital dysplasia. Bases 247 to 2955 code for a protein of 902 amino acids. The transcript is spliced from 19 exons. The record is from RefSeq and is a predicted model, not a curated record. Gene Ontology annotation, biological process: cytoskeleton organization; filopodium assembly. Lineage: Eukaryota; Metazoa; Chordata; Actinopteri; Perciformes; Gasterosteidae. Gene Ontology annotation, cellular component: cytoplasm. Gene Ontology annotation, molecular function: metal ion binding; guanyl-nucleotide exchange factor activity.